AUGGCGGACGAGUCGAAGGGCAAAGGCAAAGCGCCAGCUCGGUCAUCUGGACGCGAUGAAGAACAAGAUGCUCGAAGCGAUCAAGCUACGCGUUCCAACAGCACGGCUCAGAGCUUAGCAGCAGCACUGCGCACCACAAUGGCAUCGUCACAGCUCAGCUCGGUGAUGCAAACCAUCGGCGCCAGUGGCAAGCACGAUCCUCAGCGUUUCGGCUCGUCGUCGGCAGAACGCAGUGGUGAGUUGAGAGAUUGGUUGGUCCAAGAUCUGCGCUCAUCACCCACCGCAGCUGAUUCGACAGUGGAAAGCUCGCGCACCGGUACGUUUCGUUCCUCGGCAAGUGGAGUUGGGGAAGCAUCAGCUGAAGCGGAGAAGAUGUUUGAGCACUUCCAACGUGGCUUGAUGCUGAACGAGGGCAGCAGCGAGACUGCGGCAAAGGAGGAAUUGGCGCAGGAUACGAUCGGACAAGGAGUCGACAAGUUGGAGCACAGCUGGGAUGCAGCUCAGCAAGCACCGAUUCGGUGGCAGGCGACUGGCUUGGAUCCGACAACCGCGAGACGCGUUGACACAUACACCGACUUGGAUGCACCUCUGCAUGCGUCGGUGCGAAAGGACCAGUCAGUAGCACCUGCCCAAGCGUCGAAUGCGAGUUUUGUGGUCGCAGCCCCGCUUGUGCAAUCCGACGACAUCAUUGCACUGCUCGACGCCGAAGAGUCGCAUGCACAAGCAUCAGCACCCACACCCACGACGCGUUUAUCAGAAACAGUGCUCUCGCAAUUCUCACCGCACUACCGCGCACCUUCGCCUUCGCACCCGAGCUUUACGCGCGAACAAGCAGCCUUGCACCUUGCACUCGCCGAAGCGCAAGCCUCGACGCAAUCGCAACGCGACCUCGUCAUCCCACGCCCCGACAACCGAGCUGCACAACAAGGCGUCUACGCUCGCACUCCCCAAGACGCACUUUCGAGUAUCUUUGCCUCAACAGGACGCCAAGAGUCGUCCCAUGUCACAGAGAGCGAAAGCGUGGAUGAUAGGGGAAGAGCAGUCAUUCGUAAGAUCACCCGUUGGUUUGGAGCCUCCACCUACAUCGACGACGUAUACGGCGUCUCUCCGGUCCUCAAAGAAACGAUAGAAGAGGCGUUGAAACCGGAUAACAGCCAAGAGAAUAGAGACAAGGCAGUGAGGAGACUCGAGAGUCUCUGGCGACAUCUGAGCGCUUCGGAACCGCAGACCGAUACACGCGCCAAUUGGGUCGAUGGCUGGUUGCUGAAAAACACAUAG
Molecule: messenger RNA, 1278 nt
Organism: Mycosarcoma maydis (corn smut)
Lineage: Eukaryota; Fungi; Basidiomycota; Ustilaginomycetes; Ustilaginales
Exons: 1
Coding region: 1-1278 (425 amino acids)
Source: RefSeq, a predicted model, not a curated record